CUGUUUUUUUAUAAAGCUAGUAAAAUAAGCUGCUAUAUAGACUCCAAGGCUAGAACACUGGCCAAGGGGUCCUUCAUACAGCUCAUUUGUAUUCAUUCUCCUAACUUUCUUUUCUCUCUGCUUCACAAGCCUCAACACAACCACAAAUCGAUAAAAAAAAAAAAAAAAGUUACAGAGAGUACUGCCAUUAGGAUCUCACUUCACUAAUCACUUACUACAAUAAUUAUUUUCACUUUUCUUCUUUUUAGAUGAUGAAUGACUUCAACCGGUUGACAUAAUAUGCAUUAAUUCAUGGCUUCUCUUAACUCAUAUCAUUACUCAACAACCACCUUGCUUAUCAUAGUUCUUCUUCUCCAUCAUUUGCUUCCUCUAGUUUCUUGCUUCAAUAAGCUGCAGCCUUCAAUUCCUCCUCGGGAGUUGUUAUUUGAAGAGAAAAACAGGUUAGGUUCAAUGCCACCAAGUUGUCACAGCAAGUGCAAUGAGUGUCAUCCAUGCAUGGCAGUUCAGGUGCCAUCUUUGCCAAGACAAGAUUCUGUCCCUUCCAAGGUUGCUUCCAUGAAAAAAUGGCUUAGCCCAUCUUUACAAUUAGGUAACAGCAGGUACUCAAAUUACAAGCCAUUAGGGUGGAAAUGUCAUUGUGGUGACCACUUCUUCAACCCUUAAUUAGAAAUUGUACACCCUUGUGGAUCCAAGAUUUUGCUCCUCCUAAUCAAGUAAAAUGAAAAUGAAAAUGAAAAUUACCCAUCUUUUUUUGUAUUAAAUUAUCAAUAUUAAUUAAUUAAUGAUAUUUGUGUUUUAAUUACUAGUAUAGUUUUAGGUGUCCUAUGUGGUUAAUCCGACGUUUGCGUCAGCAUUGAUUGUAUACAAGUUUGAUGAUAGUACGUAGUACAUUUGUACAAAGUUUGUUAUAGACCUGAAUUCCUAUGUUAUGCUAGCUGCAUCUAUAUUUUCAGAAACCUUCAUCUA
Messenger RNA from Medicago truncatula (barrel medic), 966 nucleotides. Its product is annotated as EPIDERMAL PATTERNING FACTOR-like protein 1. Gene Ontology annotation, biological process: stomatal complex development; guard cell differentiation. The transcript is spliced from 2 exons. The record is from RefSeq and is a predicted model, not a curated record. NCBI's taxonomy places the organism in Eukaryota, Viridiplantae, Streptophyta, Magnoliopsida, Fabales, Fabaceae. Bases 292 to 663 code for a protein of 123 amino acids.